CUCAUGCAGGUUUAGAUGAGAAAAAGUCCGUGUGCUACUGAGUUGCUAUGGAAACAGACGCACAGUAAGCUGCUUACGAAUUGAAAAUGGAUGUACUGGGAAACUUGGAAGUUCGGUGGGUGCAAGGAUUCACCAAUGGGACAUUUAAAUUUGUCGACAAGAAAACAGCAUGCUACCCCUGCGGAGAUUUCAUUGUUUUCCUCAAUGUGGAAACUAAAACGAGGAAGACUCUGCAGAGUCCUGCUUCUGGUAUUGGGGCCUUUACAGCAAGUGGACAUCGCAGGUGUCUUGCUUUCUCUGACCUCAGACUGAAUCCUUCCAUCUUUGUCUACAACUAUCCAGAGCUUGAGCUAAUGUGUGAACUGAAAGGUACAGCUAAACUGGGCUAUACAACUUUGGCACUGUGUGAUACUGGCCCUUAUUUAGUCAGUUCUUCCUCCAAACCUGAUCAAACCAUCACCUUAUGGAACUGGGAGAGUAAGAUUCCACUUUGUAGCCAUCCAGUUUUGGGAGAGGACAUCACUGCACUGGUUUUCAACCCCAUGAACUGGUGUCAAAUUUGUGCUGUAAAAUCUAAAGCCCUUACCAUCUGGAAUGUUGAAAGAUGUGGCAACUAUCAUUUGAUGAAUCCCAGUGCUGUUGAUCUCCCCGCCACUGAUGGUUCAGCUAUUGAGUGUGAAGCAAGCCCGUCUCAUAUGCUCAGUGGGAAGCUGACCCACCUCAGUCUUCAGAUGCCCACUUCAGCUAUCGCUGGACUGAGUGGAGACAAAGCUGAUGACUUUGUGCAUUUGAAACGAAUAAAAACAAAACUGUGUCCAAGUGCCACCUGCUGGUCAACUUCUUCUGACCUGUAUGUUGGUUGCAAGGAAGGUUUCCUGCUUUGUGUGAAUCCUGACACUUUGCUUGUCUCUGUCCUGUAUAAACCCCAAACUGAUGUAACCAGCACAGAUGACAGUGAAACGUCACUACAAGAGGGCAGUUUCCAGAGCUUAGCACUGCAGGACUGUAAUCUCUUUGCUACAGGAAUUGAAGGCAUUUUACGAAAAAUACAUAUGAAAGGAAACAAAUUAGAGGUAUUGCAGACUUGGGCUUUGGAUGAGGCAGCCUCGGCUAUAUGCUUUUCCCCUGACUGUGAGACACUGCUGCUAACUUCUAACACAGGCUGUGUUUACAGAUUCAAACCAUUUCUGAAGGAUAAAAUUGUCAAAGUCCUUGAUGUCCUCUGUGGAGAUUUUGUGGCCGUUGCUCCAAUCUACACUGAUAGAAGCGUUUGUUUGUCAGUCAGAGAAGCAGGAGACGUACAGCUGUGGGCUCUGGAUGAUGGACAAUGCAUGGGCUCUAUCUCUCUGCAAACACAUGUGACCAGUAUGGCAUGCUGCCUCCUAGCGCAGUAUGUUGUUGUAGGGACAGCCACUGGAGAUGUCCUAUUUGUGGAGAUGACUACAAAACAGAAGCCCAGACUAGUUCACAGAGUUCAUUUCUACCAUGUCCCUGUAGACCAUUUAGUGUUUGAUCAAGGUGGCAACUUCUUAAUCACAGGAGCAUCAGACUCACGCAUGUUUGUGCUGAAUGCAAGGCCAUCAAAAGGAUUUGAAGUUAUUGGAUGGAUUGAGGCUCCAGGUGCCAUUGUAAGCCUUUCCACUCAGUACCAAAGGGAAAGCGGACAGGUUAAAGUGCUGGUGCUAUGCAACAAGACAGGGACAGAAAUUAAUGAGGGAAAUGUACUUCUGUUACUGACGUUGUUUGUGCAACAGUUUACAGACUCAACAAGUUGUGUGGAUGUCUACGGCCAUCUGCGUGAAGAUGUCCUUCACAGCUGUUUGUACGAGCUCCCUCACGCACUUUGUUCUUGUGUCCUGGCCACAGACAAGAUAUUUGGUUACUGCCAACAGAGAAAAGUCUUGCAAAGAUUCAGUAUCCCUGAGAGUGGUGAAAAGCCCUCUAAUGUGCAGGAAGCAGUUAAACUUAUACCAGAGAAGGAGGCAGCGGGACAUUUUCUGAGCCCUGCAUUUCUACAGCUCUCUCCACAUCAAGUCUGGCUGGCAACAGUUGGCAGGGAUGGACUGGUGUGCGUCUGUGAGAUUUCAACAAUGGACAGGUGUGUGCAGCUGCAGUGCCACUCAUGUUGGCAGGAUGGAGUCGGAUCUGUUUGUUUCACCCCAGACAGUCAGACCCUCAUCACCUCUGGCCUGAGGGAUGGCUCGCUUGUCUGCAGCAGGCUAAGGCUAAAGCUUUCUGGGGCUGGCAAAGCAGCUGCAGCCACCCAGUAUGGUCAAUCAGUUGCUGAUUCUUUUGAGUCAGUAGUCUCCUCAGAGAACAUUGUCCUCACCAAAAUGACUGACUGGGAUUCACAGACACAAUCCUUUACCAGAUGUGCCUCAUUUCAUACAGAAGAGGUCAAUUUUAAUGAAAAGAUGAGUCAUGAAGCUGAACAAGAGGAAAACUAUUUUGCAUCCCCAACUAGUUCUACAUGGCUUGAUAAGAAAUGUGAUGUGGUUCUCCAAGAAGAGAUUCAGCAGUAUGCAGAGACGAAGAAGAACCUAAGAAGAAACAUUAAGGUUCUUCGUGACAGAAUCAAAGCUAUGAUGGAGGAGAAUGAGAGUCUGGCAGACAUGGAGAAACUGGAGCAACAGGAAUUUAACCUGGAUGUUGAGGAGCAACAGAGACUGCAGCUGGAGGGAGAGCAGGAGGUUACCAGGGUGAGGAAGGAGAUUGAGAUGGAGAAUCUGGCUAAGUGCUAUCAGAGGGAGGUCCUGAAGAGAGAAUGCUGGGACUCCAUGCAAGUCAAAGGGAAAGCCAUUAAGGCCUUUCAUUCAGAAAAUGAGGUGAAGAAUUACCCCAUGAAGGAACGCACUGAAAAGGAACUUGAAGAGCUUCAUAGGGUCGAGACCAUGAGGCAGAUUGAACAGGAACAUUCACAACUUCAAGGGGCGAUUUUAGACACAAUCCCUGGAGAGAAAAGGGAGGAGAUGACAGAAGAGGACAGUCCUGCUCUGACUGGCAGUCUGAGUGCUCUUUAUGGAGGCGUCAACCCUUAUCUCUACAACCAGUUUAACUUAUGCGUCAGAGAGCAGAAAAUCAACCAAAUCACCUUGCUAAAGGAUGUUAUCUACAAAGUGAAGAGCACAUUCAACAAAGAAUUUGAGGCAGUUUACAAGCAGAAGGAGCAGGAAAUCAACCGUGUCAGAGAGAAGAUGAAGCGUAUCUCUGAUAUUAUGACUGAGCUGGACCUGAGUGAGACCCUGUGGGAGCCUAAUCUCACCGAUAAUGAGUGUCCAGAGAGAGCUCUUAUUGUGACCGACUCAGAGAUCAAGGUUGAGAAAUACCUCACCCCCGAGCAGAGAGAAAAAGAAGAAAAUCUAAGAGAAGAAGACAAACGGCAAAUGCUUGCAGCCAAGUCUGACAAAAUGAGAGAUCAAGCGCUCAAUGUAAUGAUGGGUGGAGUUCUGGAGCUUAAAAAAGAGGAUGUGUUGAAGACGGAAGUACCUCAGCCUGAGUUCAUGUCUAAACCUGAAGUACAGUGGACAGAAGAAGAGAGAAAGAGCUUCAAAGAGUUUGAGAAAAAAGCAAAGGAGCUCAGAGAGGAGCAGGAGAAAUACAGAAAAACACUGGAAACAGAAAUGAAGAAACUACUGACAUCUAUUAAAGAGGCUACCCAGAUGUUUGACGAAAGACUCACAAAGCUGUUUGAAAGGAAGGUGAAAUCAGAGAUGGUGAUAUACCAAGAGGAGCUCAAGAUUGCAAAUCUGGUUUACUCCAUUCAAACCGAAGAAGAGAUCCUCUGCAGAGAGAAUCAGUUGAGCCUAAAACUUGAGAAAGCACGGAUUGUAAAGAAUAAAAUUGGGGAAGAACUGAAAAAAUACAGGGAGACCGUUGAUGAGUUUAGGGAGGUGUAUGAUAACACAGUCGCUGAGGACAAACUUCUCGACAAAGGAUUUCGCAAAGAGUUUUAUGACAUCCCUGGACAUAUAACUGACCAGCUCUAUAAGCUUUACAAACGCAGACCAAGGGGUCAGAAGAUAAAAACUCAGACUGAAAACAACCCCUUUAAAGAGGGGGCGCUGUUAGGAACAGCAUCAUCUGAUGGACUCUCUCUGAUGAUGAAGGCCAUGGAAGAGUUGGAUGCUCCAGAGAACAUGCCGGAAGGAUUAGAUCCAGUCGUUUGGGAAAGAUUUAGUCUGGCCAGACGGGCCAAAGUGGAAAGUGAACAAAAGGUCAAACUAAAGGCACUGGCUCUGGCGGAGAUGCAGGCUUUUCUUCAGAGGAGAACAGAUGAGGAUGAGAAUGCUCAACUUGAAAUCAAAAAUCUCAUUGAUGAACUUAAUGGCCUUUGUGAAGAGAAGAAUAGAUUUCGACUGGACAGUAUGGUGCAGAUCCUUCUACACCAAGGCCAGGUGGAAGUGGAGGCUGGCGACUUCAUUGCAGACUACACCGAUGCUCUGCUGAUCCAUCGCGAAGUAAUUGAGGACCUGAACAGCACCAUCAGGGCUUUAGGAGAUCAGAAGAUUGCCAGCAUGGUGGAGUGUAAAGACUUCCGCAAAGGAAUCAUACAGCAGGAGUGGGAUCACAGGAGAAUGAGAAUGAAGCUGGAAGAUCUCAGCAACAAAGCCAGAGACAUACAGACCCUGCGCAUCACUCAGGAGAUUCAAGAUUACCUGACUGAAACAAGUAAUGACAACAUGGUGUUAAAGCAUCUCACAGCUCUGGAGAGGACUAGAGAUUUCCAGGAAAUGACUCAUCAAAAGAAAAUUGAGACUUGCAAGAAACAGAUAAAGCACUUGAACAGACAACAUGCACAAAUGCAAGAGAAGAACGCUGCCCUCGACUUAAGAAUAGCUGACAUGGAGAUAACUGUCACAGAGAGAGGAAAUAUUGUCGAGGCUGUUGCAAUGGGAGAUAGCAAGACGACAGAGGCAGAGAAGAACUACCAAGAUAUCAUCUUGAGAAAGAAGCUGCUGAACACAGUCAGAGCACAAUCUGAAGAGAUACUCCAACUGAGAGCAGAGGUUGAGAAACUGCGUAUGAAGAACUUCCCAGCUCUUUCUCAACGACAUUACAACUGAUUCAGGGUACAUAACAGAUUUAUUAUUUCAGCUUUUGAUUGAAAAAUAAAUUUUUCAAUAGACAGACAUGACAACACAAAAAAAGUGUAAUAAAUUACAAUACAGUUUAAUAAACCUAUCAAAAUUCACACUGCAAUGUUUUAUCAAUUCCACAUAUAAUCUGUACAUUUUCUCAAUCCAAAUGUUUUAAUGAAUAACCAGGUCUGAAAUUACAUGUUACAACCGGUUUAACAAUGUGAAAAAAAUUAAUAUAAUGACUUUCAGGUGUCUGUGAAUUCUU
This is a messenger RNA of Pimephales promelas (fathead minnow), 5343 nucleotides long. RefSeq names its product cilia and flagella associated protein 43 (gene cfap43). Gene Ontology annotation, cellular component: axoneme. The record is from RefSeq and is a predicted model, not a curated record. Gene Ontology annotation, molecular function: protein binding. Gene Ontology annotation, biological process: sperm axoneme assembly; cilium assembly. Lineage: Eukaryota; Metazoa; Chordata; Actinopteri; Cypriniformes; Leuciscidae.